AUGGCGCGACGGUACGAGAUCGAUGAGCUGAUAUGGCUUCGCGGCUCGCCCCUCGUCGCAAAGCCUCCCGGCCUGCCUCCAAUUGAAGAGUGGAUGCCUCAACCUGAUCCGACAACCGCACAACGAAAAACCCAUGGCACCCGUGAUACCAACAAUCCGACUGAAACCGAGGACAUUGUACUCGGCCCCCCGAAAACCGCGUUCGCCUCAUCUCGCAUUGGCGGCAAAGGAUCGUUCGAUCUGACGGACCGACCAGCGGCGCAGCCCAAUAACUCGGAUGAAACGAAGAACGACCGAUUCAACUUCAGAGACAGGUUCCUCAAGGAUCGCGAUGUCCCGGAUAAGGAGUUGGAUCGACGGGAGGCCAAGCCAGCACCAUUGAGUGCCCGGCGUGGUGAGCGAGAAGACUGGAAUGCCGGGCGCCCACGUCGCACAUUCGGUCCAGAUGAGCAGGAGCGUAAACCCAGACGAAACGGAGAGUUCGACAGAUGGGAAAACAAAGAAGCACCCCGCGAUCCUAAUGCCGAACGGGUUCCCCGUGACAAAGAUGGCCGUUUCCCCACUCGAAAAGAAGGACAGCCCCCGCGAUCCAAAUAUGAAGGAAGCUGGUUCCGCGACGAACAGGGCCAAGAGGGUGCCAGUCCGGCUGUUGAUGUUGAUGACGAUAAACCGCCCUUGCGCAACCGAGAAUGGCGCCAAAACCAGACCCGACACGGCACCGAGCGUGAGUGGAACCGCGGUGCCAAAUUUGAACAAGAACCCGAAUGGCUGGAUGCCAAUGACCGAGACGAACCGCGACGAGCACACACACAGGAGGAUUUUGAGCGCUGGAAAGAACGUAUGAAGGCUGGAUCUGGACCAUCCGCACAAACUCCGGCACAUGCCGAGGAAAAGAGAGAAGCACACGUUGAAGAGCAAAAGCCAGAGGCCCGUCGUACUGAUGGUGAGAUUUUCAGUAAUUCUGGUGCUCAGUUCAUGUCCGACGAUUCGAUGGAACGAUUCUUCGGGCUCCUGGGUGAUUCGAAGGCGCAGCCUCAAACCCCAGAAGUUAGUACUCCUGUCGCUGCAGACCCAAUCGUCAAAAAGGAACCCUCCCCCUUUCCCGGAAAACCUGGAAAAUCAUCUCGUUUCGCUGGUCUCUUUAGUCCCAUGCCAGAGAGCCCUGUCAGAGAGCCCGAACCAACGCCUUAUUUCAAUGCCCCGCCACAGCACCAGCCCCAGCAUUAUCAGCAGCCCCAGCCGGCACCCGAAAGUAUGUCUUUCCCAUCCUACAGUGCGGACCAAGAAGGCUUCCAGCGCAUAUUGCAAAUGCUUGGUGGGCAACGUUCGGAGAAUGCUACGCCUCACGAGAUGGGUAUGCCGCAGCAACAACGGACAAUGUCCAUGAUGCACGCCGAGCAGCAACAUGCGGCUCUAUCUCUGUCAUCUCCCUCCAGGGAACACCCUCACCGAUCCGAUUACAUGGGACCUGGCCCCGAGAAUCCCAUGGCUCAAGGUGGCCCCAAGGAUCCCCAGGCACUGGAGAGAGCGCACUUGCUUCGUUUGAUGCAGCAAGUCCGAGUCGGACCACCGCCUGCGGGCCAUUUAUCCCAGCAGUCUCCCAACCAGGGUAUUGCCCCACCUCCCGGUCUGAUGCCAGAGGGCAUGCCACGGCCUCCGCCAGGGCUUUCUGCUCAAAAGACGCCCACUUUCCUCGACGACCCGGCAAUUGCAAACAUGCAGCGACCAGAUAGCGAGCACCUCCGCCGGCGACCUGCAAAUGGUCCGCCUAUGGGAUUCUUUGACGAUAUGCCGUUCCCUCAGGGUAAUCAAGGGCCGAUGACCCCAGCGACCCCCGGGUCUCGAACAUCUGCCACCCCCUGGAUGGACUGGCCAGCCUGUCCCCCAGCAGGGAAAUGUACCAAGCCCCAUGGGCCCUCCUGGAAUAUCCACUCCAGGCCGCGGCAUGAACCCCAACUUCCCCCUGGCAUGCUUCCUAUGCCCGGCAACGCGCCUCCAAUGAAUGAGCGCCAAGGCUUCCCUCGCGGCCUGCCUCCAGGCAUGAUGCCCCCUCCGGGCUAUCUGAACGGUCCUCCCCCAGGCUUCCCUCCUAUGCCACCAAACCCCGAGGCCAUGAUGGGACUUGGCCCCGGUUCUCAGGGCCCCUUCGGACCUGGCAAUCCUGGCCCACAAGGCCCUCCCCCUUCGUCUAGACACCUCCUGGAGAUGUUCGGCCAGUCCAAUGGCGGUGACGUCCGUGGUGGCAUGGUCGGUCCCGGCCAGUUCAGAUAA
Molecule: messenger RNA, 2271 nt
Organism: Penicillium coprophilum
Lineage: Eukaryota; Fungi; Ascomycota; Eurotiomycetes; Eurotiales; Aspergillaceae
Exons: 4
Coding region: 1-2271 (756 amino acids)
Source: RefSeq, a predicted model, not a curated record